GGAUCUUAUAAGGCCACUAUAGGCAUCAGUUUAAGUUGAUUUUCCAGUUCAGGACCACUGUUAGGGAUGCUAUCUGCGAUUUUAUUCCAAAAUCUGCUCUUACAAUCUCUCCAUUCACUGAACUUUUGGAAACCAAAGAGGAUUCCGAUUUCUUAGUUGAUGUGGUGGGUCUGUUGGUCUCUGUAUCGGAAGAGAAAGAAUAUGAUAAAGAUGGAAAGAAGAUGAAGAUGGCUGUGAUGGAACUUGCUGAAAAUGAUCAUAGGAUUCGGUGUGCCUUAUUUGGUGAAUAUGUUGAUGAACUUAAUCGAUUUCUGUCUUCUGGGUAUGCUAAACAGCCAGUUGUGAUUUUACAACUUGCCAAAGUUAAGGUUUUUAGAGGUAGAGUUGGACUUCAGAAUGUUAUGUUUGCAUCAAAGCUUGGAUUUAAUCUUGACAUCCCAGAGGUGGCAGCUUUUCGAAAAAGUUCUAUUCCACAUGGAGUUAGUGCAUCCCAACCCAUUGGCAUUGUUGGAUCUAGAAAAAAUGUCGGAAUAGAAGAAGAUUUUAUGAAGCUCACACCUAGGUGUACUGUGAAGUCGCUUGAUGAUAACAACCGGGCUGGAACUUUUGUUGUACUAGCGAAGAUAGCUGAAAUAGUUAAGGAUGGUCCUUGGUGGUACUCUGCUUGUGUGUGUGGCAGAGGUGUUCAGGCAGAAUCUGGGAUUUACUUUUGUCAAUUUUGCAAUAUCCAUGUUACAAAUGUGACUCCUAGGUUUAGAGUGAAGGUGUUGGUUGAGGAUUCCACUGGUGUUUCUAUUUUUGUCCUCUUUGAUUGUGAGGCAAGUUACCUACUGAAUAAGACUUGUGCCCAACUGUUUGAACAACAUCUUAAGGAUGUUGAUGUUGUGUUUGGCACACAGUCUCCUCCUAUAUUCCAAGAAAUUGUUGGAAAAACUAUGCUGUUCAAGGUUUUUAGUAGGCCUGUUGGGAUGGAAAAAUUCAAAGGGACUUAUCCAGUGAGGCGUGUUUGUGAUGAUGCUGCAAUAGUUGAAAUGUUUGAGCUCUCUGGUUCAGAUUUGAGUCCUGAAAAGGCUGGGUUUGUACCAAAAGGAGAGAGAUCAUUUGGGUAACCCUCUAAGGUUACCAAAUCACCGAAUUUGGGAUUGACUCCUUCCAGCUGCUCCGAACUCUUUGUUGGUUCGC
Messenger RNA from Arachis ipaensis, 1182 nucleotides. The record is from RefSeq and is a predicted model, not a curated record. NCBI's taxonomy places the organism in Eukaryota, Viridiplantae, Streptophyta, Magnoliopsida, Fabales, Fabaceae.